Molecule: messenger RNA, 2118 nt
Organism: Sapajus apella (tufted capuchin)
Lineage: Eukaryota; Metazoa; Chordata; Mammalia; Primates; Cebidae
Product: B-cell receptor-associated protein 29
Exons: 8
Coding region: 332-1057 (241 amino acids)
Biological process (GO): intracellular protein transport; endoplasmic reticulum to Golgi vesicle-mediated transport
Cellular component (GO): endoplasmic reticulum; endoplasmic reticulum membrane
Source: RefSeq, a predicted model, not a curated record
UGGACCCCGCGAGGCGCCCUCCCACGCCGGCCGCACUUAGCAGCGGAAAGCCUGCCCUCUUGAAGAAGCUGCGCUAGGACCCCCAAGCAUCAGGUCAAAAGUCUGACUCCUUCUUUGACUGCCGCCAGUUAGAAAACAAUUGCCAAUAAACGUGGGCGAGCCGCCUGUGACCUCAGCCGGGACAGGCCCCGGGCGGGAGCGCGGGCGGGAGGCGGGGUGGGGCCCUGUCUACCGUCCCGCGCCCGGCCGCUGCGUCUGACGUCCGCAGCGUCCGCGGCCGCGGAGGAGCGCGGGGAGCGAGGCGGGCCGCCGGCGGGUGUGAAGAAAAAAAAUGACACUCCAAUGGGCGGCAGUGGCAACCUUUCUUUAUGCCGAAAUAGGACUCAUUUUAAUCUUCUGCCUACCUUUUAUUCCUCCUCAGAGAUGGCAGAAGAUUUUUUCAUUUAAUGUCUGGGGUAAAAUUGCAACUUUUUGGAACAAGGCUUUCCUUACCAUUAUCAUCCUAUUGAUUGUUCUAUUUCUAGAUGCUGUGCGAGAAGUAAGGAAAUAUUCCUCAGUUCAUACCAUUGAGAAGAGUUCUACCAGCAGACCUGAUGCAUAUGAACACACACAGAUGAAACUUUUUAGGUCUCAAAGAAAUCUUUACAUUUCUGGAUUUUCUCUAUUUUUUUGGCUAGUGUUGAGACGUCUGGUUACGCUUAUUACUCAACUGGCAAAAGAACUGUCAAACAAAGGUGUACUUAAAACUCAAGCAGAAAAUACUAACAAGGCUGCCAAAAAAUUUUUGGAAGAAAAUGAAAAACUAAAACGGAUUUUGAAAAGCCAUGGUAAUAAUGAAGAACGUGUUUUGGAAGCAGAAAAUAAAAAACUAGUAGAAGACCAGGAGAAACUGAAAACUGAAUUAAGGAAGACUUCAGAUGCCCUUUCUAAGGCACAAAAUGAUGUGACGGCAAUGAAGAUGCAAUCAGAGAGACUUUCAAAAGAAUAUGAUCAACUCCUGAAAGAACACUCUGAACUUCAGGAUCGUUUAGGAAGAGGCAACAAGAAAAGACUCUGAACUUUAUGAAAGAUGUUUGUGAUAUACCAUGUCAAAAUGAUAAAUUUCUUAUGUUAGCCUCUAGAAAGUUUAAAAUUAAGUUCAGAAAAAUGCACUAAGACCUAUCAGUAAUUUUUUUCAUGCCACACAUAGGUUGUAUUGUAAAGGCAUUAUCAAAAUAUUUGAUGAUGUUUCAGAUGUAUUGUAAAAUCUGUAUUCCACCUCUUAAGAAAUAUAUAAGCAUGUUAAAUACCAUAUUUACAUACUGAUAAUGACACUGGUAUAUGGUGGCUGUUACCAAUAAAAGGAGAAAAUUCUUUAGCUGGUUACUUUCAAAAUUAGAAGUUUUAAGUUGCAUGAAACCAUUAAUAGCCUUGAAAGCUUUGAUGAGUUUUCAGUAAUAAUAAUCUAUGUAAUCCAAUGACAAUGUGUUUGAAAAUAGUGUUCAGUAUCAGCAAAUUUGUACACAGGGAAUGUAAAUAAGGGUAACUAUCAGAGUUAUCCACCGUAUUUAUAAGGAAGAGCUCAAAAAAACAAUGACCUUAGUUUUUUUUAACCCUAAUGAUGCUAUGGUUUACUCUAAUAAGAUAUUGUUAAUUAUAUUUUUGUUACUGUGCCCCUGCACAUGUUGGACUGUUUUUUGUUGACAUUUGUAUUAAUGACACGUGAUUAGUAACCACUCUACUGUUUCAAGUUAAUCUAGUCAUAGAGUUUACAUAUAUUUGCAUAACUGCCAUACCACUGCACUGAAUUUAUUUUACAACAAUGUAGAAUUCUUUAGAAGUUAACAUAGCACAUAUCCAAAAAGCAGUAUUUUCUUUCAAUUGGUUGUGAGAGUACCUGAUUAUAUAAAUAUUACCUCAAAAUACAUACACUGGUAUCACACAGUUUUUCUAAGAUGUUUCUAUGUUCUGAAAGCUAAUAUUAAAUACUAUCUUUCCAUUCAAAUAUUCAUUUAGAAUUUCCUUUAGAAGAUGGCAGUGAUUGUAAUAUUAAUAUGAUUUAAGUUGUUCCUGUGUUUAGACAUGAAAUCAUCUUCCUUGUCUCAUAAAAACCUAAAUAUUAAAAAAAGAAAGAAAUUA